CCAAACCCAAACAUGAGUGCACAUCAAGAAGCGAAAAUGGGAAGAGGAGGUGGGUACCAACAGCAAUACUAUGGCUAUGGCGGCAGUGAUGGUGGCAUGUGGAUGGAUCAGCAACAACAACAACACUAUGCUGUUCAUCAGCAACACUGCUGGGGCUCUCCACCCAUGAAGCCUCCUUCUUCAUAUUCAGCCGCCGUUUGCGGUGGCGCUGCUGCUGCUGCUGGUGGACUCGGUAUGCAUCACCACCACCACCAAAGUUAUGAGGAUAAUGCUGCUGCUGGUGGACUUGGUAUGCAUCAUCACCACCACCAAAGUUAUGAGGAUAAUGCUGCUGCUUACGGUUCUUUGGGCGGCGGCCACCACCACAACAACCACCACGGCUACGGCAGCACCGUUCCCGGAGGACUCAACAAAGUCAGCUCUGGUGGGUAUAACCGCUACGCCGAAGAGGUGGCUGAUCAGUAUGAGAUGGGGCACAAUUAUGGCGGUGGGAAUAUGAUGAUGAUGAAGCAGCAUGAGGAGCAUGAGGAUGAGAUGAGGAUGAGAAUGGAGUCUCACAGCUAUGGCCUCAAUAAUCCCUACAACAGUAGUGUUCACUACUGAAGGCCUAAAUACCCUAACAGUCACCUUCAGCAGCUCUACUGGAACCAGAAGGGAGUCUGAUUAAUCCAACCCUAAACACUCUAAUAUGGCGUCUUCUUGUUUCAUGCUAAUAAACUUUCUAUCAGCUCUUUUAUUGCCCAAAAAAGGAAAAAAAGAAGCUUAACUAUAAUAAGCUUUAUCACCUGUGAGCCCUGUGCUGAACUCACACAUAUGCAACCUCUGGUCUUGGUUUAAUUGUCAGAUGCAUAUGUACGUAUGUCUUUGCUUGUCCUUGCUUAGUAAUAUCUGUGCCAUAUAUAGUAUAAA
Neltuma alba is the source of this 909-nucleotide messenger RNA. RefSeq names its product spore coat protein YeeK-like. The record is from RefSeq and is a predicted model, not a curated record. The transcript is spliced from 2 exons. Lineage: Eukaryota; Viridiplantae; Streptophyta; Magnoliopsida; Fabales; Fabaceae. The coding region runs from base 13 to 603 and encodes 196 amino acids.